AUGUUCCAGCGUAUGGCUAAGGCUCUGAACUUCUUCUGGAGGAGGGCGAACACCUUAGAGCAGGAUCAGCCUCAGCACCCAGGGCUCUCAAAAGAUGACAGCAAGUUGAAAACCGUGCAGGGAGUUGUCACAAGGUUCUGUGAUGAUUAUGGCCUGAUUAACGAGUUAAUCUCCUUUACUAAUGACAUUGUGACUGGCAAUGUGCUUCUGGAAGUUGGACAAAAAGUUACCGCACUUGUGAAAGACGAUGAAACAUCUCAUGGAUUGAAAGCAAUCAAAGUGGAUGCUUUCACUGAUAACCGUGGUGGUAGACCAUUAAUAUCUGGUGUCAAAAUUUUAAUUGGUCGUAUUACCUCUCUAAUGAAAGGUGGUGGCUACAUUAAUAAGACGAAUUACUUCUCUCUAGACAUUGUUUGUAAAGGUUUUGAGCCUUAUCAGGGUGACUGGGUAGAAGCUGAUUAUUCUACCCAGCCAGGCACACCAAGGCUCAGGAUAACCUCAGUGAAGCCCAUGAGCUGCAAACAUGUGGAUAAGGUCUGCAUUACUAGCUUCUGUGAAAGAAGUGGGGUGAUAGAUGAUAGUAUCUUUUUCACCUUGGAUUCUCUGAAAAUUUCUGAUGGAUAUGUACCUCAAAGAUUUGACGUCGUCAAUGUGGUCAUGGUGAAGAGCAAUCAGUCAUGCUACCUUUGGAGAGCACUUUCUAUGACCCUAGUGAAAAGGUAAGACUCUCCAGACUUUACUGAGAGUACUGAUGAAUUAGCUGGAUCCCUGUUAAUGGAAAACAAAGGCAAUAUUGAAGUUUCAAAUAUGAUACAUUUUGGAACCUUAAACGACAGAGAAAGUAAAACUAUUAGGAUCUGGAUUGAGAAUAAAGGAGAAUUUCCUCAAAACUUAGUCAGAUGCCAGUUUGUUGGCUGGGAAAAAACUCAACAAUUCGGAUUGCAAAUACCUGAUGAAGGCCAAAAGCAGCCAGUGGUCUCUCAUGUUCCUGCUGAUCCUGGGAAGGAGAAGAAAUUUUCAAAGAGAAAUAUUAAUGAAUUAAAUAGAGACAGAAAAGAAAUGACCCCUCAGACAUCGGACAUCAGUUUGGCGGACAACAGAGAAUUCUCUCGAGAUGAAUAUACCUUGCAAGGAGAAAAUAGACAAAAACGAAACACUGUAUCCAGGAGUGAGAUUACAGAUGCUGAUCUCAGUGGAUAUGGACUAAUACCUCCAGGUGGAAAAAUCUUCAUUAUAGUUACCUGUGAUGCAAGAAAUCCUGGCCACAGCAAGGAUCUCCUUUUGUUUUUUUUCCCUAAAUUCACAAUUGGGCGGUACGUGGAAGUAAAUGUAGUAAGUGCUGAGGAGUCACUCAUAGCUGCCACAGAACCAUAUUCUUGGAAAAGGGCUGAAAGUUCCCAAGCAUUGCAUCCCUCAAAAUCGGUUGUACUCGGGACCAGACUGAGAAGGCAUUCAAGACGAACACUUCCAAAUUGCCUUCCAUGCUAUCCCAUCCCAGCAGCACUUAGAAAAUGUGUGGAACAAAAGAUGGACAUACUGACUUUUCAGCCACUUCUUGCAGAGCUUUUGAGUAUGUCAAACUAUGAAGAGAGAUUUUCAACUUUGCUAUGGCUUGAGGAGAUUCAUGAGGAAAUGGAAAUGAAGGAGUUCAGUAUGAGUGGAGUCAUUUUAAAGAAGAAUGGGAAUUUCUUGGUUUUGGAGGUCCCAGGAUUAUCUGAUAAUAGACCACAUUUGUAUCCAGGUGAUAGAAUGGUUUUAAGAAAUCGGGAGUACAGUGAACACGUGAUUGAGUACAGUGUCUUUGUUCAUGAGAUUCACGGAGAAGAGGUGACUUUUACAAUUAAUCCAAGAUUUAAUGAAACAUAUAAUUUUGAACCUGUGGAUGUGGAAUUUAUAUUUAAUAGGACUUCAGUCAGACGAUGUCACUUUGCAGUUGAAGAAGCCAAACAUUUAGGUGAAAAAGUAUUAUUUCCAGACACUCUCAUAUUAAAGGCUCCCCAAGUUUCAGAGAAUUGGAAUGAUGAACAGUCUUUCGCUAUGACUAGAGAAACAAUGAUGGCCAAAACAAAACACGGGAGUGUCAGAACCUUGGAUGUGCCAGUAAGUAGAAGUCCAACCUCUAAAAUAAGAGGUGUGAAAUUUUUCAAUCCAUUGCUGAAUGAAAAUCAGAAAUUAGCAGUUAUAAGGAUACUGAAUGGUGAAUGUCGACCAAUCCCAUAUAUCCUUUUUGGCCCUCCUGGAACUGGAAAGACACUUACAUUAAUAGAAGCAACUUUACAGGUGCAUAAUGCUUUGCCCGACAGUCGGAUUUUAAUCUGUGCACCAUCCAACAGUGCAACAGACCUCUUGUGUUUGAGGCUACACGAGACCAGGGUGCUGGAGCCUGGGGUCAUGGUCAGAGUGAACGCCAACUGCAGAUGUGAGGAGGCAAUCAGUGAUGUAGUUAGACCAUAUUGCAGAGAUGGAGACGAUCUUCAGAAAGCCUCACACUUCAGGAUAAUACUUACAACAUGCAGCACUGCAGGACUUUUUUACCAAUUAGGAAUAAGAGUUGGACAUUUUACACAUGUAUUUGUGGAUGAAGCAGGACAAGCACAUGAGCCAGAAUGCCUUAUUCCUCUGGGGUUUAUUUCACAUGUCAAAGGCCAGAUUGUGCUUGCUGGAGACCCCAUGCAGCUUGGACCAGUCGUUAAAUCCAGAUUUGCUUCGGCUUAUGGGUUGAAUGUGUCUAUGUUGGAAAGAUUGAUGUCUCGACCAGUAUAUCAGAGAGAUGAAAAUGCAUUUGGUGGUUGUGGUGCAUACAAUCCUUUGAUAGUUACAAAGCUUGUGAAGAACUACAGAUCCCACGCUGCGUUGCUUACAUUGCCAUCUACACUCUUUUAUCAUAAAGAACUCGAAGUCUGUGCAGAUCCUAAUAUAGUGAAUUCUUUGCUCGGCUGGGAGAAAUUGCCUAGAAAGGGUUUUCCUCUCAUUUUUCAUGGUGUGAGGGGCAAUGAAUUGCGGGAAGGAAGAAGCUCCUCGUGGUUCAAUACAGCUGAAGCCGUGCAAGUCAUGCGUUAUUGCUCUCUUCUUACCAAGUGUGUCUCAAGUGCCCUGUCAGCGAGUGAUAUUGGUGUGAUCACCCCCUACCGGAAGCAGGUGGAGAAAAUCAGAAUUGUUUUGCGAAGCAUAGAUCUGAUGGAUAUAAAGGUUGGAUCGGUAGAGGAAUUUCAAGGACAAGAAUAUAUGGCUAUCAUCAUUUCAACCGUACGAUCGAGUGAAAUCAAUUUUCAAGACAAUAAGGUUUUUUUGGGGUUCUUGGCCAACUCAAAAAGAUUUAAUGUUGCAAUCACCAGAACCAAAGCUUUACUGAUUGUGCUGGGAAACCCUCACAUUCUGGUCAAAGAGCCCUGUUUCAGUGCUUUACUGGAAUAUUGUAUUACAAAUGGUGCUUACAUUGGAUGUGAUUUACCUCCCGAAUUGCAGCAUUUGCAAAACUGUGACUAGAUGAGGGGUGGCUCUGUCCAUCCCUACCCAGCAGUGUACCAUGAUCUAAGUAAAUCCUGAGACGAUGAACUGCAGUCUUCCCC
Molecule: messenger RNA, 3569 nt
Organism: Trichechus manatus latirostris (Florida manatee)
Lineage: Eukaryota; Metazoa; Chordata; Mammalia; Sirenia; Trichechidae
Product: RNA helicase Mov10l1-like
Exons: 27
Biological process (GO): regulatory ncRNA-mediated post-transcriptional gene silencing
Cellular component (GO): cytosol; P granule
Molecular function (GO): helicase activity
Source: RefSeq, a predicted model, not a curated record